Molecule: messenger RNA, 10209 nt
Organism: Coregonus sp. 'balchen'
Lineage: Eukaryota; Metazoa; Chordata; Actinopteri; Salmoniformes; Salmonidae
Source: the annotation of a GenBank genome assembly
AUGGUCUGGGAUGGGGCUUUCUGUUCCCUGGGGGAGGGCAGGAGGCAGUGGCAGCAGCCCUCCACCCCAGAGCCCUUCAACCAGAGCCAGUCCUUUCUCCACGGGACUUUCCCUCCAGGGUUCCUCUGGGGCACGGGGACCUCCGCCUUCCAGACUGAGGGGGCCUCGGACCGGGACGGGAAAGGCCCCUCAAUCUGGGACCACUUCACCCACACAGCACCCCACCGAGGUGUCGGAGGUGUCGCAGACACAGCCAGUGACAGCUACACCCAAUGGGAGGAGGAUGUUGAGGCGCUGGGGUACCUCGGGAUGCACUCCUACGCCUUCUCCCUCUCCUGGCCCCGACUCUUCCCUGACGGGGUUGCCACUAGUCAGCCCAAUAUGGUGGCUGUGGAGCACUAUGGGAGACUGCUCGACAGGCUGAGAGAGAGAGGCAUUGAGCCGGUGGUCACCCUGUUUCACUGGGACCUUCCCCAGGUCCUGCAGGAGCACUACGGGGGCUGGAAGAAUGACACCCUGGUGGGGUUGUUUGACGUGUACGCUGCCUUCUGUUUCCGGACAUACGGGGGACGUGUGAGGUACUGGAUAACCAUGCACAACCCAUACCUGGUGGCUGUCCAGGGGUACGGGACAGGAGUGCACGCGCCUGGAGAGACAGGGGACUCCACCGCCCCCUUCAUCGUGGCCCACAACCUCAUCAGGGUGAGUCAGUCAGGGUCAAGGGUCAGAAGAAGUCUGAAGUUGCCCCUAGAUGCAAAUCUUAGGUCAGUUUUGUGUUUUCCUUCCAAUGGGAAUGGUCAGGAUUUUGGAAGGGAAAGUUGUUCCUAGUUCUGUGUAAAAUGGCAACGACUAUCUGUACCCAUUUGGGAGGGGGGACAGGGGGUUGUGUUGUGAAUUAGAACCCUUUGGAUAGAUUGAAACUGAGACCCUGUGUUAGUCAGACUUUGAACUUUACUUUAGUCUUUGAACUUCUGUGGGUUUUAUCAGCUGAUGUGGUCAAUGAAUGUUUGCGUCUUUCAUUGGGUUCAAGACAUUGCAAAGAAAAUGUGUGAAGACAUAAAGCUUUAAUAGCCAUAGUACAUGCUGUGCUUUCUUCAAUCAAUCAGGUUAAACUAAUCCAAAAGGUUUCAAGUUGUGAUAUUCAAUAUUAGCUGUGCUCCUUCUGCAGCUAUUAGCAGUCAUUGACCUUGUGUGUUUACUGUUUGCUAUGAGAGGUUUAUUACAGCGAAUAGUAAACAGGACACUUAAGGAGACACUGGGGGUUAAAGUCUGUGACAUCAGCAGUUUUGUGGGUGGGCAGGCAGGCACCACAGCACAGCAGUAUGGCAGGAUGUUAGGAUGAUAUCAGGCUUCAUUAAUAAUCAGUUAUGUCCCAGCACAUACUAGGACACUGUACAGGUCCAAUAUCUGUAGUAUGUGCAAUAUCUCUGCCAUAAUGCAGUGCAUGUAUAACUGACCUCCAUUUCAUUUACACAUUUACAGGCGCAUGCCAAAGCGUGGCACACAUAUAACACCCACUUCCGCCCGACUCAGAAGGGUCAGGUGUCCCUCGUCCUGGGUUCCCAUUGGAUGGUGCCUCAUAGAGGCCAAACCACACCAGCCAAUGUCGAGCUCUGCCAGCAGUCCAUGGAGGCGGUGCUUGGCUGGUUCGCCAAUCCCAUCUUCAGGGACGGUGACUACCCAGCCUCCAUGAGAUCCACUCAUAGGGGGCUCCUGCCUGAGUUCACCCCAGAGGAGAAGCUCUGGGUGCAGGGAACGGCUGACUUCUUUGCCCUGUCCUUUGGGCCUAACAACCUGCGUCUGGGCCGGAGCCUGGCCCACUAUGGGCAGAUGGUGUUCCCAGAUCUGAGGCGGGUGCUGGGCUGGGUGCGGCUGGAGUACGGGGACCUUUCCAGUGCUGGUGGCAGAGGGGGGCUGGUUCUCAGAUGCAGCUGUGGAGAGGGAGGAUACAGUCGCUAUCUACCUGAUGAAGAGGUUAAUUAACCAGGUGCUGCAAGGUAAGGAGGGAGGAGGGGUCCGAGGAGGGGGCAGGGCUAGAGAAAACAGAGGAGGUCAACAAGAGAGCAUAUUUGACAGACUGACCCCUUUUAAUACAUUUAACCUCUGCACUGUUGUGCUAUUUGUACCUCUGUGGUAACUGUGUCUCCUCAUCUCAUUCUCUCUGUGUUUGUUUGUGUCCAGCGAUUGUGUUUGACGGUGUCAGAGUGUUUGGCUACACAGCCUGGUCUCUGGUGGAUGGUUUUGAGUGGAACUAUGGCUACAGUGUGAGACGAGGUCUGUUCUAUGUAGACUUCAGCCAGGCCAACAGAACCAGGGUCCCGAAGACCACCGCUCAGUUCUACAGGCAGGUCGUCAAGGACAACGGUUUCCCUGGUAAUGAGACCACCAGAGAGGUCAAAGGGCGUUUCCCAUGUGACUUCCACUGGGGAGUGGCCGCCUCCACCCUACAGGUGAGGUGAUGAGAAGGGGAGGAGAGGAUGCAGAGACGAGAGCGGGAGGAGAAAAUAAAGAGGGAGGAGAUUAUUUUAUUUAGCAAAACUGCUUUUCUUGCGCUCCAACUCGAACAGAACAUUACGCAAGCUAGGUCAUUGCACACCUUGUAAGAAAUAAACACAAACAUUUAUAUUCUUGUUCUCCUUUAUUAAAGGUAAAUUUCCAUCCCUACUCCCCUCAAUUCAUGGACCCCCACCUGUACAGCUGGAACCUGACAGGGGACGGGGCGCUGCGUCCUGUCCAAGGGGUCAAGCUCCACACCAGGAUGCCACAGUGCACUGACUACCUGGCCAUCCGAGGUCACCUGGGCAUCUUUGAGUCCACAGGGGCAUCUCACUACCGCUUCGCUCUCAACUGGUCCCUCAUCCUGCCCCAUGGAGAUCUGUCUAAUGUGGACACAGAGGCCCUGAGGUAGACACACACUGUAUAGUGUAUAUUGAAAUGUUUAACACACAUGCAAACAUACACUAGAAUGCACGCCUGUAUGGAUACAAACACACUUUGCAUUUUAAAUAACUUCAAACUCUUUUUAACAGAUACUAUCGCUGUCUCCUCACUGAGCUCCACAAGCAGGGCCUGGAGGCCAUGGUCACCCUCUACUACCCCACUAACAGAGUCCCUCUGCUGGGCUUGCCUGGCCCACUGCAUGGCUCUGGAGGCUGGCUGAACGGGAGCACAGUGGAGGCCUUCCAGAGCUAUGCAGCCCUCUGCUACAGGGAGCUGGGGCCCUGGGUCAGCUACUGGAUCACCAUCAAUGAGCCCAACAGACUGGUGGAUGCCUACAAGAGCGGAGAGGAGCAGCAUCUGGCAGCCCAUAACCUCCUCCUGGCCCACGCUAAGGUCUGGAGGCUCUAUGAGAGGGAAUAUCUCAGCCAACAGGGAGGACUGGUGUCCCUGGCCCUGCACGCAGACUGGGCAGAACCCGCCAACCCCUUCCUGGAGUCACAUGCAACCGCCACUCAGAGAUUCCUGUUGUUUGAGCUGGGUCGUUUCCUAGACCCACUACUAGGGGGCAGAGAGGGGGAGGGCAAGAGUGGCAUGUACCCUCCAGAGGUGAGGAGAUACUUGGAGGAGAGGGCGAGGGUGAUGGGCCUCCCUGGAUCCCCACUACCGCACUUCACCGACCGGGAAAGAGAAGAGCUACGAGGGGCGCUGGGCUUCAUCGCACUGAACCACUUCACCACGCGUCUCGUGUCACCACGCCCCUAUUCUCCUCAGACUGCCCCACCUAAACCCCAGCAACCUCAACCUCCAGACCAUGACUGCCUGCUGAUGUCUGACCCCACCUGGGCCUCCUCUGGCCUGGGGCAGGCGGUGGUCCCCUGGGGCCUCCGGAGGGUGCUGCACUGGGUGAAGGAGCGGUAUGGAGGGGGUCUGCCGGUUGUAGUCACAGCCAGCGGGGUUGACGAUCAGGCCCCACUAAAGGAUCUUCUCAGGCAGCACUACAUCAAGAGCUACCUGGAGGAGGCCCUCAGAGGUGAGGCUCUCCCUAACCCAUUCAAACUCCUGUUAAACCCCCCCCCCCCAACCCCAGUCCAACGCUAAACCACUAGCUUGCUCUUAUCAUAAAUAUCCUAGAGGUUCUAUGCUUAUUUCUAUAGUUCCAAAUGUUCCUAAAUAAACCAACCUCCUCUCUGCAGUUUCUUCUGCAGACAGGUAGUGUAGGGCACACAUUAGCAGCUUUUAGUAUGAGAGGUCGAAGGUGACGGGUCUUCCAGAUAAUUUCCUAACACACCACAGCACGGCCUUAUCAUCACGAGCCCCCUCAUAAAACUCAUGGACUUUACUGUAUGAGAAACCUUUGAGAUCAUAAAGUGAAUCCCAGUGAGAACUGUCCUGUUUGUACUGAGAUAAACAUCCUGUGCAGUACUGUAGCCACAAUAAAGCUUCAGUUGGUUUAUGGCCCCCCACACAGGUUGCAGCUUCUCUCUGUUGUUAUUGCUUAAAAUUGCUUUUCUGUAUGUAUAAAUUGUGAUUCUGACCUCCCACUUCUCCCUGUCUUCUCUCCCCUCCAGCUCGUCAGUUGGAUGGAGUCAACCUAAAGGGCUUCUACAUCUGGAAGCUGCAGGAUCGACACGCCCCUCAGUUCGGCCUCAUCACCUCUUUCCAGCACCAGUCCCAACCCAAAGCCUCCAUCGCAACCUACCGAGAGAUCAUUGACCGCAGCGGUUUCCCUGGCAACAACGUCACAUCUUCCUGUAGGGACAGCAACCACAGGACGGUGUGUUCCAUCUGCGCUCACAUCUCAGAGAACAAACCACUACUGUUCUUUGCUUCAUGUCUCCUCAUCACGCUAGCUGUGCUGGUGGCAGUCAUCAUCGUCAUCGUCAGGAGGAAGAGGACUAGGAGAAGGAGGGUGGGGGUGCCGGUGUGUCCUGUCCCAUUGGGGAUGAAGUGUCAGCUGUGGGAGAGAGUGGCCCUGCAGCGUGUAACGGAUAGGAUCCACGUGGUCCGCCGCUAGGGGUUUGGUCCUGUUGUAGUGGUUCUUAGGGACAGGUCUAGGAUCAUCCUACCCCCCCAAAUCCUAACUUCAUUCUACUCCACAAGCCCACUGGGACUGUGCUCAACACAGCGGGAUCAGCGAGGGCCAAGUGGUCAUCUUUACCAACACCAAGUGACUAAUAGAGUUUCUCUGUCUGAGCCCUAGAGAUCCCACAUAUUGAAAAACAAUGUAUCUCCAAUGAAUACAAUUGACAGUUUGUAAACUAUCACAGACAUGAAUAUGAUGUAGCCAUGAGACUGUUUUGUUUUUUCAAUGACAGCGGUUGGUUAUAAUUUGAGACCCUUCUAUGAAUGCUGCUAUUGUGAUGGACUGAUCGUGUGGGCCAACAAUUGACUGGCCUGUAUGACUUGUUAGUGUGCAUCACUCUGUGUCCUGAUCUCAUAUCUUUGUAUACUUGUAAUCAUAGGGAGUCUGGACUGAUGGCAGAAGUAUUUUUCUCUCUGGGCUCCAGAGAAAUGUUAUCUACUGAUGGCCAACUCAAGCACUUGUUCAGUUUUUUAGUGAAGAUGAUGUGCAAUGUCCUUGUAAAUACAUUCUGUCAAUGAAACCAUAAUAAUUUGCUAUAUAUGAAAUUCAAUAAAAUACAAGUGUAUGUUGCAGCUUUCCCUUUUUCAAAGUUGAUGUUUUCUGUUGUAGAAGCUUAAAAUAAAAAACACAAAAUGAGGUGAUAUGUCUCUGAUGUGUCUCUUCCCUCUUCCCUAUGUCUCUGAUAUGUCUCUUCCCUCUGCUCAAUCCUUCUCCCUCCAAUCUCCUGAUUCUGCCUCCUCAACCCUCCUCUCCUCCCUUUCUGCAUCCUUUGACUCCCUGUGUCCCCUAUCCUCCCGGCCGGCUCGGUCCUCCCCUCCAGCUCUGUGGCUUGAUGACUCAUUGCGAGCUCACAGAACAGAGCUCCGGGCAGCUGAGCGGAAAUGGAAGAAAACUAAACUCCCUGCCGACCUGGCAUCUUUUCACUCCCUCCUCUCUACAUUUUCUUCAUCUGUUUCUGCUGCUAAGGCCACUUUCUACCACUCUAAAUUCCAAGCAUCUGCCUCUAACCCUAGGAAGCUCUUUGCCACAUUCUCCUCACUGCUGAAUCCCCCCCCCCCCCCCCCUCCUCCCUCUCUGUGGAUGACUUUGUCAACCACUUUGAAAAGAAGGUUGACGACAUCCGAUCCUCGUUUGUUAAGUCUAAUGACACUGCUGGUCCUGCUCACACUGCCCUACCCUAUGCUUUGACUUCUUUCUCCCCUCUCUCUCCAGAUAAAAUCUUGCGACUAGUGACUGCAGGCCGCCCAACAACCUGCCCGCUUGACCCCAUCCCCUCCUCUCUUCUCCAGACCAUCUCCGGUGACCUUCUCCCCUACCUCACCUCGCUGAUCAACUCAUCCUUGACCGCUGGCCAUGUCCCUUCCGUCUUCAAGAGAGCGAGAGUUGCACCCCUUCUCAAAAAACCAACACUCGAUCCCACUGAUGUCAACAACUACAGACCAGUAUCCCUUCUUCCUUUUCUUUCCAAAACUAUUGAGCGUGCCGUCUUUAGCCAACUCUCUUGCUAUCUCUCUCAGAAUGACCUUCUUGAUCCAAACCAGUCAGGUUUCAGGACUGGUCAUUCAACUGAGACUGCUCUUCUCUGUGUCACGGAGGCUCUCCGCACUGCUAAAGCUAACUCUCUCUCCUCUGCUCUUGUCCUUCUAGACCUGUCUGCUGCCUUUGAUACAGUGAACCAUCAGAUCCUCCUCUCCACCCUCUCCGAGCUGGGCAUCUCCGGCGCGGCUCACUCCUGGAUUGCGUCCUACCUGACCGGUCGCUCCUACCAAGUGGCGUGGCGAGAAGCUGUCUCCGCACCACGUGCUCUCACCACUGGUGUCCCCCAGGGCUCAGUUCUAGGCCCUCUCCUUUUCUCCCUAUACACCAAGUCACUUGGCUCUGUCAUAUCCUCACAUGGCCUCUCCUAUCAUUGCUACGCUGACGAUACACAACUAAUCUUCUCCUUUCCCCCUUCUGAUAACCAGGUGGUGAAUCGCAUCUCUGCAUGUCUGGCCGACAUAUCAGUAUGGAUGACGGAUCACCACCUCAAGCUGAACCCUGGCAAGACGGAGCUGCUCUUCCUCCCGGGGAAGGACUGCCCGUUCCAUGAUCUCGCCAUCACGGUUGACAACUCUGUUGUGUCCUCCUCCCAGAGUGCGAAGAGCCUUGGCGUGACCCUGGACAACACCCUGUCGUUCUCCGCCAACAUCAAGGCGGUGACCCGAUCCUAAAGGUUCAUGCUCUACAACAUUCGGAGAGUACGACCCUGCCUUACACAGGAAGCGGCACAGGUCCUAAUCCAGGCACUUGUCAUCUCCCGUCUGGAUUACUGCAACUCGCUGUUGGCUGGGCUCCCUGCCUGUGCCAUUAAACCCCUACAACUCAUCCAGAAUGCCGCAGCCCGUCUGGUGUUCAACCUUCCCAAGUUCUCUCACAUCACCCCCCUCCUCCGCACACUCCACUGGCUUCCAGUUGAAGCUCACAUCCGUUACAAGACCAUGGUGCUUGCCUAUGGAGCAGUGAGGGGAACGGCACCUCCGUACCUUCAGGCUCUGAUCAGUCCCUACACCCAGGCGAGGGCAUUGCGUUCAUCCACCUCUGGCCUGCUGGCUCCCCUUCCUCUGCGGAAGCAUAGUUCCCGCUCAGCCCAGUCAAAGCUGUUCGCUGCUCUGGCACCCCAAUGGUGGAACAAGCUCCCUCACGACGCCAGGACAGCGGAGUCACUCACCACCUUCCGGAGACAUUUGAAACCCCACCUCUUUAUGGAACACCUGGGAUAGGAUAAAGUAAUCCUUCUACCCCCCCCCCCCCCCCCCCCCCCCCCCCCAAAAAAAAAAAAAAUAGUAUAAUUGUAAAGUGGUUAUCCCACUGGCUAUAGGGUGAAUGCACCAAUUUGUAGUUGCUCUGGAUAAGAGCGUCUGCUAAAUGACGUAAAUGUGCCCUUGAGCAAGGCACUUAACCCUAAUUGCUCCUGUAAGUCGCUCUGGAUAAGAGCGUCUGCUAAAUGACUAAAAUGUAAAAAUGUAAUUAAAUAUGCACAUAUUUGCAUAUCGUUCAAAUCCAUUUUUCAGGGCAUCGGAUUAAGUCAGUCUAAAUAUUUUGAUUUCAUUUUGUUAAGACACUCCAGGACCGGAUUUACUCAGAGCAGAUUGUGGAUAAAUACUUUUUUCUCAUCUUUCUAUCUGUAAAAUACUAAAGACAUGUACCUAAAAUGCAUUUUUGGCAAAUUUUUCUUAAGAAAAUGCCAUCUAGAAUAAAACAUUUACAACAUAUCAACAAUUCACUCUGGGCAAGUCUCGAGAAUAUAUCCAAGGAUAACCACACAACAUUCGGUGAAUAUAGAUACUUCUGAAGCUGAGGAAAAUUAGUUGGCAUGUGGGAAGAUUGACUUUCGGGAAAUGGCAGUUAAAGACAAGUACACUGAAUUUAGACUAAGAGCUAUGCAGCCCUCUGCUACAGGGAGCUGGGGCCCUGGGUCAGCUACUGGAUCACCAUCAAUGAGCCCAACAGACUGGUGGAUGCCUACAAGAGCGGAGAGGAGCAGCAUCUGGCAGCCCAUAACCUCCUCCUGGCCCACGCUAAGGUCUGGAGGCUCUAUGAGAGGGAGUAUCUCAGCCAACAGGGAGGACUGGUGUCCCUGGCCCUGCACGCAGACUGGGCAGAACCCGCCAAUCCCUUCCUGGAGUCACAUGCAACCGCCACUCAGAGAUUCCUGUUGUUUGAGCUGGGUCGUUUCCUAGACCCACUACUAGGGGGCAGAGAGGGGGAGGGCAAGAGUGGCAUGUACCCUCCAGAGGUGAGGAGAUACUUGGAGGAGAGGGCGAGGGUGAUGGGCCUCCCUGGAUCCCCACUACCGCACUUCACCGACCGGGAAAGAGAAGAGCUACGAGGGGCGCUGGGCUUCAUCGCACUGAACCACUUCACCACGCGUCUCGUGUCACCACGCCCCUAUUCUCCUCAGACUGCCCCACCUAAACCCCAGCAACCUCAACCUCCAGACCAUGACUGCCUGCUGAUGUCUGACCCCACCUGGGCCUCCUCUGGCCUGGGGCAGGCGGUGGUCCCCUGGGGCCUCCGGAGGGUGCUGCACUGGGUGAAGGAGCGGUAUGGAGGGGGUCUGCCGGUUGUAGUCACAGCCAGCGGGGUUGACGAUCAGGCCCCACUAAAGGAUCUUCUCAGGCAGCACUACAUCAAGAGCUACCUGGAGGAGGCCCUCAGAGGUGAGGCUCUCCCUAACCCAUUCAAACUCCUGUUAAACCCCCCCCCCCCCCCAACCCCAGUCCAACGCUAAACCACUAGAUUGCUCUUAUCAUAAAUAUCCUAGAGGUUCUAUGCUUAUUUCUAUAGUUCCAAAUGUUCCUAAAUAAACCAACCUCCUCUCUGCAGUUUCUUCUGCAGACAGGUAGUGUAGGGCACACAUUAGCAGCUUUUAGUAUGAGAGGUCGAAGGUGACGGGUCUUCCAGAUAAUUUCCUAACACACCACAGCACGGCCUUAACAUCACGAGCCCCCUCAUAAAACUCAUGGACUUUACUGUAUGAGAAACCUUUGAGAUCAUAAAGUGAAUCCCAGUGAGAACUGUCCUGUUUGUACUGAGAUAAACAUCCUGUGCAGUACUGUAGCCACAAUAAAGCUUCAGUUGGUUUAUGGCCCCCCACACAGGUUGCAGCUUCUCUCUGUUGUUAUUGCUUAAAAUUGCUUUUCUGUAUGUAUAAAUUGUGAUUCUGACCUCCCACUUCUCCCUGUCUUCUCUCCCCUCCAGCUCGUCAGUUGGAUGGAGUCAACCUAAAGGGCUUCUACAUCUGGAAGCUGCAGGAUCGACACGCCCCUCAGUUCGGCCUCAUCACCUCUUUCCAGCACCAGUCCCAACCCAAAGCCUCCAUCACAACCUACCGAGAGAUCAUUGACCGCAGCGGUUUCCCUGGCAACAACGUCACAUCUUCCUGUAGGGACAGCAACCACAGGACGGUGUGUUCCAUCUGCGCUCACAUCUCAGAGAACAAACCACUACUGUUCUUUGCUUCAUGUCUCCUCAUCACGCUAGCUGUGCUGGUGGCAGUCAUCAUCGUCAUCGUCAGGAGGAAGAGGACUAGGAGAAGGAGGGUGGGGGUGCCGGUGUGUCCUGUCCCAUUGGGGAUGAAGUGUCAGCUGUGGGAGAGAGUGGCCCUGCAGCGUGUAACGGAUAGGAUCCACGUGGUCCGCCGCUAG